UUUCUUAUUUAUAUAUAUUGGUAAAUAACUAGUUUAAGGCUUAUAUACAUUUUAUAAAAUUUUAAUAAUUCUUGUAGAUUGAAGAUGAUCAACGAAUGUUUUUCAAAGGCAACAGUUGAAUCUAUAUUAUCAUCGUUGGUGGAUAUCUCUAUGAAGAAUGAGGAUAAAUUGAUUCUCCAUGCUAUAAGAUCAAUGAAAUAUGGUUCCCCAACAAACCUAAAAAUCUUCCUCAAAUUGAUUAGAGAAGGGCGGAUGCAAAAUCUUGAAAAAUGCUUUGUUCAUGAUUAUAAUGUCAAUCUUUCAAUAAGAUUUCAAAACGACGCCACAGAGGUUGUAAUAUUGUUUUUAAUAUAUUUAAAUUGUUAUCCAAUAAUUAAUGUGCAUAUAUUUAAACAUAAACAGGGUAUAAGAGCGAUGUUAAUCGAAAGGGAUAAAAAGCCUCAGUGGAAUCCCUCAACUUUAGAGGAAGUGAAGGAAGAAACAGUGAAAAAAUGUUUUGAGGAGCUUGAGGAUGUUGAGUUCGAGCCUCUAGUUCUAGAUGCUUCUAGAACCCUCAAUGAUGGACUGAUUUCUACUACACGCCCAAAACUAUGAUCAUUAAGUCUGUUGCGCCAACGAUCAUCUGGGGAAGGGAUUGGAAACUUUGAAUAAUAAGGCUGAUUUGAAUUAUCUGUUAAAAAAUAUUGUUUAUGUUUCAUGGUUGUUUAUUUAUCAAAGAAUAACUAAAUAUGUCUUGUAAACUAAAUAAAGAUUCCAUUAUUGGGAUAAUAAGGGAUGUGAACGUAUACUUUAAAAUUAAACAUGUUUCUCAAAGUUUAUAUGAGUGACAUAA
Impatiens glandulifera is the source of this 832-nucleotide messenger RNA. RefSeq names its product 3-hydroxyisobutyryl-CoA hydrolase-like protein 5. The record is from RefSeq and is a predicted model, not a curated record. The transcript is spliced from 4 exons. Lineage: Eukaryota; Viridiplantae; Streptophyta; Magnoliopsida; Ericales; Balsaminaceae. Gene Ontology annotation, molecular function: 3-hydroxyisobutyryl-CoA hydrolase activity. Gene Ontology annotation, biological process: L-valine catabolic process. Bases 85 to 594 code for a protein of 169 amino acids.